AUGAUAGACUCAGCAAAUUCUUGGUGGGAACAAAGAAACUUUUCUGAUGUAGCAUUAAGUGCUCUUGGUACACAUCCGGUUGUAUCCGAAAUAAAGAAAAGAAUGAUUCAUAACAUACCACAUCUUCCAAACCUGAACGGUUUUUCAGAAAUUGAUAAAGAUUCGAUUUUUUCUUGUUCAUCUUCCAAUAUUAAAAUGCUACAAUUUGGAUCUGAUGGCUCAAUUAUUAAACUCAAUUUCAAUAAUACCAAUGUUGCUGAUGGUAACCACAAAUUAGGCGUGUUUGUUUAUAAAACGUUCGACGAGAAGGAUUUUAAUGAUUUUGGUUUGAUAUACAAUUACAAUAAUGAUUGGAGUGCUGGUUUUUACAAACCUAAUAUUACCAUUUCUGCUAAUCCAGAAAGCAAAUUGUGGAAAACUUUUGUUAGCAAUCUAUAUAUUAACAAAGCGCUCCUCAAUGAAUUUUGCAUACCGAUGGGUCUUGAUAUCCGCUUUGAACUUCGUACGUAA
Molecule: messenger RNA, 510 nt
Organism: Helobdella robusta
Lineage: Eukaryota; Metazoa; Annelida; Clitellata; Rhynchobdellida; Glossiphoniidae
Exons: 4
Coding region: 1-510 (169 amino acids)
Source: RefSeq, a predicted model, not a curated record